AUGUAUCUAUUUCGGCAACAACAACAAAUUCUCUUUACUUUCGUUCUUCUGAUCCAAGCAAGUUCAGCAUUUUGGUGGUCUCUGAGUUUACCUUCAUUUCAAAUAUGGUCGUCAACUUCAACUGAUCAAGAACCGUUCUGUUCUUCAUUAACAUUUUUAACUGUCGAACAACGUUAUCUCUGUCAAACGAAUCCGAAAAUAUUUACUAUUAUUAGUCGAUCUUUACGACAAGCAAUUGACGAAUGCCAAUAUCAGUUUCGAAAUCAACGAUGGAAUUGUUCAAUCUUCAAUCAAUCGGAUGUUUUCGGAAAACUUGUUUUACGAAAAACACCGGAAACAGCAUUUAUUUAUGCAUUAACAUCUGCUUCAGUCAUGCAUAGUAUUGCUAAAGCUUGUGCAAAAGGUGAACUAACCGAAUGUGGUUGUGAUAAAAGUCAACCAUCGUCGUCAUCAUCAUCAUCAUCAUCAGUAUCAGGCUCAGCUUCUAUACGUCCGCGAGCUAUGUUACAAUAUCAAACAAGUACAAUGCCGUCAAUGAGCAUCUCAUUGUUUCCAUCCACACCAACGCCUCAACCAAUGGAAGGAUUUGAAUGGGGCGGCUGUUCGGAUGAUCUGAAAUUCGGUCGAAAUAUCAGUACAUCAUUCAUUGAUACACAAGAAUCGUACGUAACGCGUCGUCGCAUUGUACGCAUGGUAAAUUUACAUAAUAAUGAAGCUGGCAGACAAGCUGUCGAACGGAAUGUUCAAUUGACAUGUAAAUGUCAUGGUGUUAGCGGUUCAUGUACAUUACGUGUUUGUUGGCGCACGUUGCCCGAUUUUCGUUUAAUUGGCUCAGAAUUACGCACGAAAUAUGCCAGUGCAACACAAGUUCGAUUAAAUCGUCGUCUAAGUUUACUUAAACCAAGAAAGAAUUCCAUGAAAUUGUUCAACACCACUGAUCUUAUCUAUAUUCAUGAAUCGCCAUCGUUUUGCGAGAAAAAUCUUCGUCUUGGCUCAUUAGGUACACAAGGACGCGAAUGUAACUUGACACUGAAUGAACCUGGUUCUUGUUCAGUAUUAUGUUGUGAUCGAGGUUAUGAAACGAUUAUAAGCACAAUUGAAGAAGAUUGUGAGUGUCAAUUUCAUUGGUGUUGCGAAGUACGAUGUAAACGUUGUAUUAAACGAGUGGAAAAACAUUUUUGUAAAUGA
Molecule: messenger RNA, 1188 nt
Organism: Adineta ricciae
Lineage: Eukaryota; Metazoa; Rotifera; Eurotatoria; Adinetida; Adinetidae
Source: the annotation of a GenBank genome assembly